CGUCUUCCUACCAACACAGGCUGCCCCGCCUAAUAGAUCACCACCGCACCGCACCACACCACAUUCUUGGGUCGAAUUGACUCGAAAAGAUUCGAAAACUCGUCAUGGUUCCUGGCAAUAGACCGGGUUCGCCAUUCUUGCACCGACGCGCACUGGUCUUGCGCCUUUCGCAGCAGUCCGUCAAAAUCGAAAAGGUCGCAGACAUAGCGAGCAAGUCCAGCGGCGACGAGUACUGGUCCUUCGAACUCCCACCCAAAAAAGGCACCGAUUGCUGGGACUUGUAUAUAAGCAGGGACGAGACAAAGGUCAGGGCAAUCAAGCCGACGCAAAGCUCGAACGAGGAUUUCUUCAUUGGGCGGUUGAGUUUGCAGAAACUCGGGACCUGGGAUCAGAUCCUUAGGAGGAGAGGGAAACUGGACAAGGUCUACAUCGCAAAGCCGCAACGAUUUCAAUAGCUACCAUCUUUGCGGGUGGCAACGUGCAUUAUCAGUUAUAUGGAUAUUAAGGGAAUGAUUUGGUGCGUUUUCUUUGUUCGGGGUUGGCCAUGGGACGCGGGAAGUCUAUUAUCAUUAUAUACAAACACGGCCAGAGUUACGAGAAAUGAUCCAGGUUCCUAAGACGUUGAAUAAAUUCUACUCUCUCAUGCUGCAGUGGAUUAUAUUCAUAAAUGCUGCC
Messenger RNA from Phialemonium atrogriseum, 675 nucleotides. RefSeq lists its product as uncharacterized. The transcript has 2 exons. Bases 105 to 455 code for a protein of 116 amino acids. The record is from RefSeq and is a predicted model, not a curated record. Lineage: Eukaryota; Fungi; Ascomycota; Sordariomycetes; Cephalothecales; Cephalothecaceae.